GUUUUCUGUCGUUCGUGAUGCGCGCGCGUGUUGGGCUCUCUCGCAUUCACUCAGCUCCUAGUCGGUCUUUACUCUGGAUUUUGUUUCUUCGUCUUGUUAAUAUAUCCUACUGUCUUACUGCUUGCUUGCACGUCUCAAAGUCCGCGGGCCAUCAGUAUUGAGUUUCACCUCUACCGUUACUAGUGUAAAACACCGGGUUAGGUACCCAGACCAGAAAGUAAAAGAUGAAGGUGGUCGUUGCGUUGUUUGGCCUUGUAGCUCUUGCGCUUGCGCAAGAGACCUCGAGCUAUACCGGCCCAAUGUUCGACCCGGACACCGCGCCAUUCUUCGGCCCAAGCACCAUCGUCUUUCCAUCAGUCACCGAGUCCGCUCCCGUACUCUCAAACUUACCCACUCUCACGGCGUCGAGGAGCUCUGGUGUCAUCUCCAUGUCUAGCGCUAUGGCCAACUCGACACUCUCGACUUCGACGCUAUCGCGCAACUCUACAACUUCGCAUUCCUCGUCGCAUUCCUCAACGCAUUCCUCAACACACUCCUCUACGUCGGUUAGGACUUCGCGCACAGCGACACCUACGGCUGAUGAGACUACGGCGAGUGCAUCGGCCCCAGCUGAGACGGGUGCAGGUAUUGUAAAUUACCCAGAGACAUUCGGAGCUCUUGUGGGAGGCCUUGUAGCUGGAUUAGCGAUGCUGUAGCAGGCCGUGAUAGUUUUGUGGUAAAGAACGGGAAGCUGAAAAGCAACACCUUAGUAUAAUAGUUGCCGAGAGGUCUAGCGAUGUAUAGGGCCAACAUAAUAGGGUAUAUUGUGAUGUGCUCGU
Alternaria alternata is the source of this 818-nucleotide messenger RNA. RefSeq lists its product as hypothetical. Lineage: Eukaryota; Fungi; Ascomycota; Dothideomycetes; Pleosporales; Pleosporaceae. The record is from RefSeq and is a predicted model, not a curated record. The coding region runs from base 225 to 695 and encodes 156 amino acids. The transcript is spliced from 2 exons.